Anneissia japonica is the source of this 3340-nucleotide messenger RNA. RefSeq names its product probable serine incorporator. The record is from RefSeq and is a predicted model, not a curated record. The coding region runs from base 167 to 1603 and encodes 478 amino acids. Gene Ontology annotation, cellular component: membrane. Lineage: Eukaryota; Metazoa; Echinodermata; Crinoidea; Comatulida; Comatulidae. The transcript has 15 exons.
AAUACAGCCAUUGUUCAUGUACGCCAUUUUCGUUCGGUUUGUUGUUGAAUUUGCUAAGAUUGAGAAGGGAAGUGGCAGUUAUUUUUUAUGAAAUUAAAAGAAUUAUAUUAACAGACGAACACAAGAUAAAGUCUAGAAGACUUACCGUUUAUUUUUAAGCCUCAAAAUGGGCUGUGUUUUAUCUUUGGGUGGGUUGGCAUGUUGUUGUGGCACUGCGGCCUGCAGUUGCUGUUGCAGUGCAUGUCCGUCAUGCAAGAACUCCACAUCCUCUCGCAUUGUUUAUGGCCUGUUUUUGUUGUUAGGAGCCAUCACUUCUUGCAUCAUGUUGACACCAGGAUUGAGAGAGAAAUUGAAUAGCUUGUUGGUAGUAUGUGAAGGUAGCAGCAAUGUGAUUGACGGCGUGUUGUCCUCUGAACAGUGCGAUAUUAUUGCUGGGUAUUCUGGUGUUUAUCGUAUCUGCUUUGGAAUGGCAUGUUUUUUCUUCUUGCUUGCUAUCAUCAUGCUGAAUACCAAGUCAAGCGGUGACCCUAGAUCCAAGAUUCAAAAUGGAUUCUGGUUGUUCAAGUUUCUUGCUCUGGUUGGUCUCUGGGUUGGAGCUUUCUUCAUUCCAUCUGGCAAUUUUGAAGAAGUAUGGCGUUAUUUCGGUCUGGUUGGAGCAUUCAUCUUUAUUCUGAUUCAGUUGGUACUGAUUGUGGACUUUGCUCAUACAUGGAAUGAAAGCUGGGUUGAUAAGGUAGAAGAGACUGGUAAUAGAGGAUGGUAUUACGGGUUACUUUUCUUCACCAUUAUCGACUACGCAAUUUGCAUCACUGGAAUCGUCCUCUUCUAUGUUUACUUCAUCGGAGAUAAGGAUCACAGCUGUACCGAAAAUAAGUUUUUCAUAUCUUUCAAUAUGAUUCUGUGUAUUGCUAUCUCAGUUAUUGCUAUCUUACCUAAAGUGCAAGAAGCCCAAGCUAGAUCUGGUCUGCUCCAAUCAUCAGUCAUUUCUCUUUAUGUCGUUUACUUGACGUGGUCGGCAAUGAGUAGCUCACCUGAUAAAGCAUGCAACCCUGGCUUUCCUGAUUUCCUUGGUAAUGGGACAUCGACCACCAACACUGGAGUAUCACUGAAUGCGGAGAGCUGGUUAGGCUUUAUCAUCUGGUUUGUCUGCGUUGUAUUUGCUUGCAUGCGUACAGCAAGCACCAACAACGUUGGCAAAUUGACUGGAAACGAGACCUUCUCUCGCUUGGAGACAGACUCGAAUCAGGAGGUAACUUUCUAUGGUGCAAAUGAGAAGGUUUUGUUGAGCUCAGAUUCUACAACUUCGAAAGAAUCUGGAGCAGAGGGUGACAGUGAUGCAGAGGCUGGACAAACUGUAUGGGAUGAUGAGAAAGAAGCGGUUGCCUACAGCUACUCAUUUUUCCACAUCCUCCUGUUCUUGGCUUCAUUGUAUAUCAUGAUGACCUUGACCAACUGGCUCAAACCUAAUUCAAGUUCUGCAGACAAGCUUACUCAAAGUACUGGAGCAGUAUGGGUGAAGAUGUCAUCCUGCUGGAUAUGCAUUUUUAUUUACGCAUGGACACUUGUUGCACCAAUCAUACUAAGCGAUCGUGACUUCUCCUAAAAAGUCUAUCAACCAAUCAAUGUGUACUUUUUAAUUAAAGCAUCUAGUUGGCACACAAUUGGAGUUCAAUAUUUAAUGUGUCAUGAUUUUGAAAACCAAUAUAUUCCUAUAAUUUUUAAUUUAGUUUAUUGUACAUUCUCAUCAAAGUUGUCGUUUUUAUACCCCAUAAUUAUUUAACUAUCGUGUUGCAUUUAGGAAAACUGAUCAAUUGAUAAUACUUGGACCUUUGUUGCCUUAAGUUAUAAAUAACAAAGAACUGUACACUAUAUAAAAAAUCCAGUGGAUUAUUUUGGUAAGGGUUGAACCCAGGACCUGUAGUUAAAAUUAUGACGGAGCUUAUACAGAUUAUAGCCAGCAUCACAUAAUGUAGAUGGUGUUAGAAUAGUUGCCGCUCUAAAGACAUAGCUGAUCGCCCCAAAUAGAAUAUAAUAAUCUAGAAAAAUGUUUGAAUUUUGUAUAAAAUAGGCAUUUUUAAUUCUUGGCUUCUUCUCUGUUUUGGUAUUAUAAUACAGGGCAACAGCAUAUGAAGAAUGCCAUCCUAAACCAGCGUAAUCCCAAAACUGUCAUUAGCAUAAGAAUGUGGCAGUAUUGUAUAUUUAUUACAAAGAAGCCAUAAUGAUUUUAUUCAAAACUUUGGCAAUAGUAAGGUGACUUCAGAAAAUGACCCGUCGUUUUAAAGCUUACUAUAUUUGAAGUCAUUUCUCAUUUUUUGGUCACUGAUGCUGGUAUUGGGAUGGCAAGCCUCAUAGAUAUUGUAGGUACAGUAUGUGUUAGUUAGACAAGCAUCAAAUCAAGGUCUCUUAAUGUUAAAUUUAUUACAAAUAUUGCUUAGUUCGGCUAAUGUAUUUGCCAUGUGUUAUAGCAAGUUUGAGGGAAUUUCAAUUUUUUUUAAGUUUCCAAACUUAACAGAAUGUAAGAUGUUGACAAUAAGACAAAGCCUAAAAAUGCUAAUACAUGUGUGAAAUUCUAAUUAAUCAUUUAAAGUAUGUGAUAAAUAACCAAAGGGAAUAAGGUUGAAAGUUAAGAAAUUGCAGAGGCUUGGUUUUGUACUGCAAAGCAUAAAGGGAAACAUGUAUUGGUGGUGGAUUGUGACUUGCAUGUAUGCAAUAUAGGUAAACUUUAUUGAAAUUUAAAAAAAAAUUGUAAUGAUUAUGUUGAUAUGUAUGAAAUAAGAGAUUCAACCAUGCAAAAUAUUUUUUUUUCUAUUAAAUUACUUUUACAUUAAAACUAUUAAAAUAUAUUUAUGCACCUUAAAGUGAAUUGGACAUGCAUAUAAACUGGAGCAGUGCUUCUGGUUCAGGCUGUCCAGAUUCAAUCCAUUUGCUAGUGUCUUUGGGGAGAGGUACUUUAUCUACAAUUGUUUCUGUCUGCAGUUGUCAAACAUUUAAUCUAAUAGAUCUCUUUGAAUUUUCCAAUUUUAAUAUUUUCUUCCUCUGGUCUUACUGUUGUAUAUUUUUUAUUUGUUUUGAUUGUCCUUUGUAUCCCCUGGCAAAAGGUGUGGUACAUAUUUCUAUAUUAUAUAUAAGGAUGAGAAAAUUCUCUAGAAAGUUAUUGGAAUGCUACACAUGACUUAUGAUUAGAAGAACUUUCAGAUAUUAAUUGGAAAGCACAAUAGUUAAUUCCAAGCAUAUUUAUUUUAUGAAUGGAUAUCAAUCGUGACAAGAAAGAUUUUUUUUUUCACCUUUAUUGACUAAAUAUUAUUGGCAGUUUUUGCAAUAAAUAGAUUGUACAAGGCAA